Molecule: messenger RNA, 7224 nt
Organism: Sinocyclocheilus anshuiensis
Lineage: Eukaryota; Metazoa; Chordata; Actinopteri; Cypriniformes; Cyprinidae
Product: CLIP-associating protein 1-like
Exons: 43
Coding region: 534-5204 (1556 amino acids)
Biological process (GO): establishment of mitotic spindle localization; mitotic spindle assembly
Cellular component (GO): cytoplasmic microtubule; kinetochore; mitotic spindle
Molecular function (GO): kinetochore binding; microtubule binding
Source: RefSeq, a predicted model, not a curated record
AUUCAGUAAUAGAGCAGAGGUAUUUAGCGCAGGCGCAUUCCAGCUCCAUCAUUGUGUCUACAGGAGCAGCACUAGAGAGACAAACCUCGUUUACCUUUAAUAACCCAACCCGUGUCAUUUCACACAGAAACCACCGCUAGAUUCGGCAGAGGAGGACCUCUGAAUUAUGAAGCAAUGCUCCGCUGGACCCUCUCUCUCCUGCUCUAGUUACAACAACUCCUGCCGCUUCACCGCAACCAAAAGCGCUUCUGCCGCUGCUAGUGGUUUGGCUGCCUCCUAAAGGGACAAAAAGGAGAAUUCGCAGUCCUCAUCAGCUGUUGUCUAGUCACAUAUGGUGCAUUGUUUGCAUUCCCGAGUCGACAUCCCUACUUCUCAGCUUCUUGCCAGCCUGUGGCACUCAUAGUGUUCAUCAACACAGGAUAUUAAUAAGCGUGUGCUCUUGUUUUGCCUGGAUUGUACACGCUAAAGGCCUAUUUUUUUAUUUCGUUUUUCCUCUCCACUGCCAUACGGGUGGUGGCAGGACAUCAUAGGCCAUGGAGCCCAAUAUAGAGUACUGUCUGACCCAGGUUCUACAGAAGGAUGUGGCCCGCAGGUUGCAGAUGGGUCCGGAGCUCAUCGACUACAUCACAGAUGCUGACAAAUGUCACGACCUGGAGAGUGACCAGACUGCACUGGAUAAAAUGGUGGACGGUAUCGCCACCUCUUGGGUUAACUCCAGCAACUUCAAGUUGGCUUUGUUGGGAAUGGACCUUCUAUCUGCCUUAGUGACGAGAUUACAGGACCGAUUUCGGGCCCAAGUUGGUACAGUUUUACCGAGCUUGAUAGAUCGGUUAGGCGAUGCCAAAGAUCAAGUCAGAGACCAUGAUCAAACCCUUCUGCUGAAGAUCAUGGAGCAGGCAGCUACUCCUCAGUACAUGUGGGACCGAAUGUUGGGGGGGUUCAAACACAAAAACAACCGGACCAGAGAGGGAGUGUGUCUCUGUCUCAUCUCAACUCUAAACAAAUACGGUGCCCAAGGCUUAACCCUGAGCAAAAUUGUACCACAUAUAUGUAAUCUACUCGGAGACCCCACAAGUCAGGUUCGGGAUGCGGCCAUGAUCUGCCUUGUGGAAAUAUACAGACAUGUUGGAGAGAAGGUUAGGAUUGACCUUAGUAAAAAAGGACUGCCGCAAUCGAGGUUGAAUGUAAUUUUCAGCAGAUUUGAUGAAGUCCAAAGAUCUGGGAACAUGAUCCUCUCCUCAGGUUCAGAUAAGAACUUUGAUGACGAGGACUCUGUGGAUGGGGGCAGGUCCUCCUCCUCUUCCUCUUCUAAGGGCUUCUCCAACAGCAGGAGAGGGGGCAGCAUGGGCUCAAUGAGACGACCCAGUUCUGCCUCUGGAUCCAGGGCUCCAGUGAAGGAUAGUGUCAGUGCAGGAGCUGUGGAUGAAGAGGAUUUUAUCAAGGCUUUUGAAGAUGUACCUGCAGUUCAGAUAUAUUCCAGUAAGGAGUUGGAGGACUCCUUGAAUAAGAUCCGUGAAGUUCUGUCCGAUGACAAGCAAGACUGGGAACACCGUGUCACUGCUCUGAAGAGAGUGCGGUCGCUGCUUCUGGCUGGUGCAACCGAACAUGAGGGUUUCCUUCAACAUCUACGGCUUUUAGAAGCUGCCUUCAAGCUGUCGGCUAAAGAUCUUCGGUCUCAAGUGGUUCGAGAGGCCUGUAUCACAUUAGGGCAUCUGUCUUCAGUGCUGGGGAAUAAAUUUGAUCAUGGGGCUGAAAACAUCAUGCCUACGCUGCUCAACUUGGUGCCCAACUGCGCCAAAGUUAUGGCCACGUCUGGAAUGGCAGCCAUCCGCCUCAUCUUGCGACAUACACACUUCCCACGCCUUAUCCCGAUCAUCACCAGCAACUGCACUUCUAAAUCUGUGGCUGUUCGAAGACGGUGUUAUGAGUUUUUAGACCUGUUAUUGCAAGAAUGGCAGACACACACUCUAGAGAGGCAUGUGGCAGUUCUCACUGAGACCAUCAAGAAGGGGAUCCAUGACGCUGACUCAGAGGCCAGAUCUGUGGCCAGAAAGUGUUACUGGGGAUUCCAUGGCCAUUACAGUCGAGAGGCAGAGCACCUGUUUCAGGCGUUGGAGUCGACCUAUCAGAAGGCCCUCCAGUCUCACCUGAAGAGUUCUGACAGUAUAGUGUCUCUACCGCAGUCUGACCGCUCCUCCUCAAGCUCGCAGGAGAGCCUCAAUCGACCGCUGUCAGUGAAGAGUGUCAUUGGAGGCCCUGUUACAAGAAGUAAAGUGAUCGGCUCUAGGGUGUCCUCCACCCCUGGUGCCCUCCAGCGUUCCCGCAGUGACAUAGAUGUGAACGCCGCCUCCAGUGCCAAAUCUCGCAUGUCCACCGCAACCUCCCCAUCUCCCUUCAGCUCCGCUGCAGCUCUGCCUCCAGGCUCCUAUGCCUCCCUGGACGGUGCACCUGGUAAAAUAGAUGGUCGAGUGCGGACGAGAAGGCAGAGCUCAGGGGGUGCGGUCAGCGCCAACAGCACCGUUACAGACAGCCGUGGUCGAAGCAGAGCUAAAGUGGUCUCUCAGUCCCAACGAUCCAGAUCAGCUAACCCCACUAGUGCCGGCAGCAGAUCCAGUUCUCCAGGGAAGCUCUUGGGACAUGCGUAUGGCAGAAUUCCUAGAGCCACUGCCCCAACAACUCCCUCAGACAAGUACUCAAGGGUCCCAAGAAGCCAGGGAUGCAGCCGUGAAACCAGCCCCAGCAGAUUGGGCAUAGCCAGGCUGUGUGGUAAAGCUCUUCUUCCUGCCACUUCUUCCUAUCGCACGCUAGCCCGGAGCAGUCGCAUCCCCCGCCCCAGCAUGAGUCAGGGGUGCAGCCGUGACACCAGUCGCGAGAGCAGCCGUGACACAAGCCCCACUCGGGGCUUCACUCCUCUUGCCUCCCGACGUCACUCUCGCUCCACCAGUGCGCUGUCCACGGCUGAACCCGUGGGCCAGUCAGAUCGCUUUGGCCUGAUCCAUCAGGCUCGCAUUUCUGCAUCUGUCAAUGCUAUGAGGGUGCUGAACACUGGCACAGAAGUGGAGGCUGCUGUGGCUGAUGCUUUGCUGUUAGGAGACUCCAGGAAUAAGCGCAAGCCUUUGAGAAGGAGGUACGAGUCUGAUGAUGAUGCCAACAGCGACGCAUCCAGUGCCUGCUCAGAGCGUUCCUAUAGUUCCCGUAACGGAGGCAUUCCUCACUACCUGCGUCAGACAGAGGACGUCGCUGAGGUGCUAAACCACUGCGCCAGUUCCAACUGGUCAGAGAGGAAGGAGGGCCUGCUGGGUUUGCAGAACCUGCUGAAGAGCCAGCGCAUUCUCAGCCGUGUGGAGCUCAAGAGGCUAUGUGAGAUCUUCACCAGGAUGUUUGCAGAUCCUCACAGCAAGAGAGUGUUCAGCAUGUUCUUAGAGACUCUAGUGGAUUUCAUCACCGUGCACAGAGAGGAUCUCCAGGACUGGCUUUUUGUACUGCUCACUCAGCUGCUGAAGAAAAUGGGAGCUGACCUCUUGGGCUCAGUCCAAGCUAAGGUCCAAAAGGCUCUGGACGUCACAAGGGAGUCUUUCCCCUUUGACCAGCAGUUUAACAUUCUAAUGAGAUUCAUUGUUGAUCAGACUCAAACCCCCAAUCUGAAGGUGAAGGUGGCCAUCCUGAAAUACAUUGAGUCCCUGGCACGGCAGAUGGACCCUGCAGACUUUGUGAACUCAAGUGAGACAAGAUUAGCCGUGUCUCGCAUUAUCACCUGGACCACAGAACCCAAGAGCUCUGAUGUUAGAAAAGCUGCCCAGGUGGUGCUGAUCUCACUCUUUGAGCUGAACACUCCUGAGUUCACCAUGCUGCUGGGUGCUCUGCCUAAAACCUUCCAGGAUGGAGCCACCAAGCUCCUGCAUAACCAUCUGAAGAACUCAAGCAACACCAGCAGAGUGAGUUCACCAAGCAAUACAAUGGGCCGCACGCCACCCCGGCACCCCACCAGCAGGACCAGUCCUCUCACCUCGCCCACGAAUUGUUCCCACGGGGGUCUGUCACCCAGUAUGCUGGAGUAUGACACAGAGAACAUGAAUUCUGAUGAGAUCUUUAGCUCGCUGCGCGGUGUCACAGAAGCCAUCCAGAGCUUCAGUUACCGCAGCCAAGAGGACCUGAAUGAGCCAAUCAGACGUGAUGGGAAGAAGGAUGAUGCUGCUGGGAAGGAAGGGGCAUCUCCGGGGUCUGAUGCCAGACUGGGAUUGGACGUAAUGGAAGGGGGUCGAACUGCUUUGGAUAAUAAGACGUCUUUACUUAACACACCGUCCCCACGGUCUUUCGCUGUGCCGCGGUCAAGAGAGUUCGCACCCUAUGGCUACGGAGACACAAUCACGGCCUAUGACAAAAGUGCCCUGAAGGAGGCUGUUUUUGAUGAUGACGUGGAGCAGUUCCGAGACUGCCAUCGGCAAGACUGUGGUGAGAACAAGAUGGUGCUGCCCAAGGGCUUUACUCCUGAUCUGGUGGCAGACCUACUGAAGGAGCUGUCCAAUCACAACGAGCGAGUGGAGGAGAGGAAGGGGGCUUUGAUCGAGCUGUUGAAGAUUGCUCGUGAGGACAGCCUGGCUGUGUGGGACGAACACUUCAAAACAAUCCUAUUGCUGCUAUUGGAGACACUCGGGGACAAGGAUCACACUAUCCGAGCUCUGGCUUUACGGGUUCUGAAGGAGAUUCUGAGGAACCAGCCAGCACGCUUCAAGAACUAUGCAGAACUCACAAUCAUGAAAACACUAGAAGCUCAUAAGGACUCUCAUAAAGAGGUGGUUCGGGCGGCUGAAGAGGCUGCCUCUACGUUGGCUGGCUCCAUUCACCCAGAGCAAUGCAUCAAAGUGCUGUGUCCCAUCGUACAGACCGCAGACUAUCCCAUCAACCUGGCUGCUAUUAAGAUGCAGAGCAAAGUGGUUGAGCGCAUUGCCAGGGAGUCGCUGCAUCAGCUGCUGCCAGACAUCAUCCCUGGCCUCCUACAAGGCUAUGAUAACACAGAGAGUAGUGUUCGCAAGGCCAGUGUGUUCUGUCUGGUGGCCAUCUACUCUGUGAUUGGUGAGGAGCUGAAGCCACACUUGGCCCAGCUCACGGGUAGCAAGAUGAAGUUGUUAAAUCUGUAUAUUAAGAGGGCCCAGACCACCAACAGCAACAGCAGCAGUUCUUCAGAUGUGUCGUCUCACAGCUAGCCGGAUGUACUCUAAUCAGUGCCCUACACGUGCAUUUGGGAACAUAGUUGUGCCUCCUUCAGACAUCCUUUUUUUUAUUGCUUCAUCACAUUCAUCACAUUUUCCCAGAGAGAUGUGUUGCUCACUUCAAUCAGACUUUUCUUUUCAUCCAACUCCUGAAAGCUUCUUAGUUAAUGUCUCAUGCAUCUUUCCAUCUGUGGAACAUUGAAUGUAAAGGGGUUCGGAUCAAGAAAAAUGCAUGCCGGCUUUUUGAUAGGGAACAGAUCUUCCAUGAUUGGCAUAGCUUCCUUAAUUGGAGCAAACAAGCUAUCUUCAGCUUCUGAAGAGGUGAUUCGUUAACUACAUUUAUUAGUAAUAACUUAUUCAUGUUUGCAAGUGGUGUUAAAGGUUUAAUCGAGUUAUUUGGAUAUUUUAAACGGGCACCGUUGGGUUAACUAAUACAUCACUUGAAUCUCAGUUAAUGCUAAUGGAUCAUUUGGCUGGCCGAGUGAUAAAUGUAAAGAAAAGAGAAACAUUUAAGUAAUUUGUAGGUUUGGCUACAAUGACAACCAAAAAAAAUGUAGAAUUAAAACAUUCUUAUAUUCAUUUUUAUUUCAUGGGACCGCAAUACCACAUCCCGUAAUGUUGAAAGUGUAGGAAAUAAUGUUUGUUUCCAAGUCUUUAAAAAGGCUAAUGUAAAGCAAUUGUGUUGAUUUUAUUAUAGGAUGGAUUAUGUGUUCAAAAUGUAGGCCUCACUACAGAAUACAAGGACAAACUUCUGAAUGUUGAGCUUUUCUUUUCAUCUUUGGAAAAAAAAAGCGAAAGGUUUUGGGAGUAAACGUGCAAGCCACAACACACUUGGACAUUUAAAAGUUGACAAACACUCAAUGGAGUCAGAAACAUGACCCAGGAGCAUCUUCAGACAAGAAACAAUGAAGGAAACCGAUUGAAACUUUGUUCUUGGAGCAAGAGGAUUGUGAUGGAAAUUUCCAAACUACUAUGCCUUACGUUCCUUUUUCUGUUUUCAAAGCUCAGACUGUUAAGAUAUACGUGUCCACAGGCAUUCUUACUACAUCGCUAAAGCAUGGUGCUGCAAGUUUGCGCAGCACAUGUCUAUGACACUAAUGAAAACCCUCUAAUCUGGCUGAAGAACUAGAGGUGAUGUUAUGUUCUCUGAAAGCUCUGAACUCUUUCUUUUCCUUGUUCAUCUGGAGAUUUUUCCCAUCUGAUGUUAAGUGCUGAGCGUUUAGUGUUUUGUACAUACCUUACAAUCAUUGCUUCUCCCUCCCCCACAAAAUUAAGGUAAAAAUGAUGUUGCACUCUUUUGCACAUUAACAAAUAGCCUGCAUGUUUUGACGACAUAACCAUCCUGUGCUGCCGCGACUGACCUAGGUUUGGCUGUUUGUGCCAUGUCAGCGGUCUGGUCGGUCUGUAAAUACAGUAUUAUUAUUGUUAUUAUUAAUAUGUUGCCCGUGUGGGGAAGUAAGUGCAAAGCUCAAAUGGGUCUCACAGUUGACCAAAAUGUCUGUUUGUCUCAGACUGUGAACCAGACCAUAUUAGAAAUUAAGGACAGACAUUUGAAAGCACCCUACUUUCCUUAAGUAUUAUAUACUGGGGCGUGUGGCUUUUAUUGGUAUGCUAAGUGUGCGUACCCUUGUUUGUUGUGGCAUUUCUUUCUAAUGGUUUUUAACCGGUUCAGACCAUGAACCAACAUUUUGUUUUAGACUGGGGCUAUUCAUAAAAAUAAUCUGUUAAUGAAAGAACAAAGCCAACUGUGAGGAUCAACAAUGCAAGUGUUAAGUUAAACGUGGCCCCUUGGUUUUCCUAAAAUGUUGACUUCUAAUGGUAUUCCAUCAAACAAUUCACUACGCAUGUUAGACUUUAUGUUUUGUCAUUGGACACAGAUACACUAUUGUAUUUGUAAAGUUGUUAUUUCAUUUCCUGUCCCAAUGUACAGUUUUCUUUUUUUUUUUUCAAAGGCUUGUGAUAGAUUUACACCAACCUAAGUUUGGCCUAGAAUUAAAACAACCAGAAACAUGAA